GAAGGCCGUGGCCGACAUGGGUUGCCACACUGAUGCAGAUGAGGUCGCAGCCCACGCUGUGCGCGUGAACGUCUUCCACACUAUCGACUUCUUGCUGAAGUACAGCGCCCCAUUGCGGGAGAAGGUUAAGAGUGGACAGGUCGAGAUCCAGGGUGGCAUCUAUCACCUGGACUCUGGAAAGGUGGAGUUCAUGGGACGUUCUCCACAGCAGUCCACCCUUUUGAGCACCAACCUUGGGCUUCCUCCAUCCAUGACUCGUGAGGGUGGCCGCACCUCUGGCUAUGGCCCUUCCGCACGAGGUGAGCAUGGAGUGCGCACCACAGUGGACAGUGCAGUUCCUGCUGAGGAAGCUUUGAAGAUGCUGAAGGCUGGCAACGAGCGCUUUGCUGUGGGUGCUCCUUUGGCCAAGCACGCCACUCUCAAGAUGCGUGAAGCUUUGGUGAGCCAUGGGCAGGCACCCCACACCGCCAUCCUUGGCUGCGCAGAUUCCCGUGUGCCAGUUGACACUGUGUUCGAUGCCAUGCCAGGUGACUUGUUUGUCUUGAGGAAUGCAGGCAACACUUGCACCCAUGCGGAAGGCAGCAUGGUUGGCAGCUUGGAGUUCUGCUGUGGCAAGUUGGGCUCCAAGUUGAUUUUGGUGAUGGGCCACACCAAGUGCGGAGCCAUUGCCGGAGCUACUGCGACCUACCUUGCCAGCAAGGAAGGCAAGGCCUCCAAGAGUGCAGGCAGUGCACUUGAGGGUCUGCUGGUGGGUUUGUCUGGCGUCGCAAAGCAGGCCGAAGAGGAGCUUGGUGUUGGCGCCGAUCAGGACCAGUUGGUGUCCCACUCUGUGCGCGUGAACGUCUUUAGCUCCAUCGAGUUCUUGUUGAAGUACAGCCCAUCCCUCAGGGAGCUUGUGAAGAGCGGCAACGUGGAAAUCCAGGGUGGUAUCUACCAUUUGGAGACUGGUCGAGUUGAGUUCCUUGGCCGCUCCCCCAGGCAGGCUGAAUUGCUCCGCUCUGACCCAAGCUUGCCACCAUCCCUCCAGGCAUUGCCCAUCCGCACAACAACUGAUGGCCCCUUGCCAUCCCAAGAGGCAUUGAAGCUGCUGAAGGAGGGCAAUGCGCGCUUCACCUCUGGUGCUGCCAUUUCAGGAAAGAUCACUCCAGCAAUGAGGAAGGCCCUGGUCAAAGAGGGUCAGGCACCACACACUGCCAUCAUUGGCUGUGCGGAUUCCCGUGCUCCUUUGGAGACUGUGUUUGAUGCCAUGCCUGGUGACAUCUUCGUGCUGCGCAAUGCUGGCAACACCUGCACCCACGCCGAAGGCAGCGUACUUGGCAGCUUGGAGUUCUGCGUUGCCGCCCUGCAGUCCAAGAUGGUCUUGGUGCUCGGACACACAGCCUGCGGAGCCAUCAAGGGUGCCACGGCAACAUACCUGCAGGCCAAGAGCGGCAACAAGCCUCAGGUCACCAAAGCCUUGGAUGCCUUGCUGGUUGGCCUCAGCGACGUGGCAAAGAAGGCGUCUGAGGAGUUGGGUGAAGGCGCAACGGAGGCGCAGAUCGUGGACAGGACCAUCAAGCUGAACGUCUUCCACACCAUUGACUUCCUUUUGCAGUACAGCCCACUCGUCAGAGAAAAGGUUGCUGCAGGGGAGGUUGAGAUCCAGGGCGGCAUCUACGACCUGGAGACCGGUCAUGUGGAGUUCUUGGGUCAGAGCCCAGCUCAGUGCGGUGCCGUCUAUGGUGCCACGAACGCCUACCUGGCGGCAAAGAAGUCUGAGACCGCCAGUGUUGAGUCUGCCUUGGAGGGUCUGCUGUUGGACUUGGCCCCAGUGGCGGAGAAGGCCGUGGCCGACAUGGGUUCCCACACUGAUGCAGAUGAGGUCGCAGCCCACGCUGUGCGCGUGAACGUCUUCCACACUAUCGACUUCUUGCUGAAGUACAGCGCCCCAUUGCGGGAGAAGGUUAAGAGUGGACAGGUCGAGAUCCAGGGUGGCAUCUAUCACCUGGACUCUGGAAAGGUGGAGUUCAUGGGACGUUCUCCACAGCAGUCCACCCUUUUGAGCACCAACCUUGGGCUUCCCCCAUCCAUGACUCGUGAGGGUGGCCGCACCUCUGGCUAUGGCCCUUCCGCACGAGGCAAGGCCUCCAAGAGUGCAGGCAGUGCACUUGAGGGUCUGCUGGUGGGUUUGUCUGGCGUCGCAAAGCAGGCCGAAGAGGAGCUUGGUGUUGGCGCCGAUCAGGACCAGUUGGUGUCCCACUCUGUGCGCGUGAACGUCUUUAGCUCCAUCGAGUUCUUGUUGAAGUACAGCCCAUCCCUCAGGGUCACCAAAGCCUUGGAUGCCUUGCUGGUUGGCCUCAGCGACGUGGCAAAGAAGGCAUCUGAGGAGUUGGGUGAAGGCGCAACGGAGGCGCAGAUCGUGGACAGGACCAUCAAGCUGAACGUCUUCCACACCAUUGACUUCCUUUUGCAGUACAGCCCACUCGUCAGAGAAAAGGUUGCUGCAGGGGAGGUUGAGAUCCAGGGCGGCAUCUACGACCUGGAGACCGGUCAUGUGGAGUUCUUGGGUCAGAGCCCAGCUCAGGACCUGGAGUCUGUAUGUACUUUCGCAAGCUGCAGAAUCUUGCAGCUCCUGGUUCUUGCCGCAACUCCAGUUGCAGCAGGGAAUACCAGAAACCCGAAUGUGCGCACCACCGCAGAUGCGCCCAUGCCUCCUGAUGAGGCUCUGAAGCUCUUGAAGGAGGGUAAUGCGCGCUUCAUCAAGGGAGAGCCUACCGCAACUCGAACCAACGAGAAAAUGCGCCAGGAGCUUGUUGACAUGGGACAGGCACCACACACUGCCAUCAUUGGCUGUGCAGAUUCCCGGGCACCUUUGGAGACCAUCUUUGAUGCCCUGCCUGGUGACAUCUUUGUGCUGCGCAAUGCUGGCAACACCUGCACCCACGCCGAGGGCAGCAUGGUUGGCAGCUUGGAGUUCUGCACCGGCAAGCUGGGUGCCCGCAUGAUUUUGGUGCUUGGCCACACCAAGUGCGGUGCCGUCUAUGGUGCCACGAACGCCUACCUGGCGGCAAAGAAGUCUGAGACCGCCAGUGUUGAGUCUGCCCUGGAGGGUCUGCUGUUGGACUUGGCCCCAGUGGCGGAGAAGGCCGUGGCCGACAUGGGUUGCCACACUGAUGCAGAUGAGGUCGCAGCCCACGCUGUGCGCGUGAACGUCUUCCACACUAUCGACUUCUUGCUGAAGUACAGCGCCCCAUUGCGGGAGAAGGUUAAGAGUGGCCAGGUCGAGAUCCAGGGUGGCAUCUAUCACCUGGACUCUGGAAAGGUGGAGUUCAUGGGACGUUCUCCACAGCAGUCCACCCUUUUGAGCACCAACCUUGGGCUUCCCCCAUCCAUGACUCGUGAGGGUGGCCGCACCUCUGGCUAUGGCCCUUCCGCACGAGGUGAGCAUGGAGUGCGCACCACAGUGGACAGUGCAGUUCCUGCUGAGGAAGCUUUGAAGAUGCUGAAGGCUGGCAACGAGCGCUUUGCUGUGGGUGCUCCUUUGGCCAAGCACGCCACUCUCAAGAUGCGUGAAGCUUUGGUAAGCCAUGGGCAGGCACCCCACACCGCCAUCCUUGGCUGCGCAGAUUCCCGUGUGCCAGUUGACACUGUGUUCGAUGCCAUGCCAGGUGACUUGUUUGUCUUGAGGAAUGCAGGCAACACUUGCACCCAUGCGGAAGGCAGCAUGGUUGGCAGCUUGGAGUUCUGCUGUGGCAAGUUGGGCUCCAAGUUGAUUUUGGUGAUGGGCCACACCAAGUGCGGAGCCAUUGCCGGAGCUACUGCGACCUACCUUGCCAGCAAGGAAGGCAAGGCCUCCAAGAGUGCAGGGAGUGCACUUGAGGGUCUGCUGGUGGGUUUGUCUGGCGUCGCAAAGCAGGCCGAAGAGGAGCUUGGUGUUGGCGCCGAUCAGGACCAGUUGGUGUCCCACUCCGUGCGCGUGAACGUCUUUAGCUCCAUCGAGUUCUUGUUGAAGUACAGCCCAUCCCUCAGGGAGCUUGUGAAGAGCGGCACCGUGGAAAUCCAGGGUGGUAUCUACCAUUUGGAGACUGGUCGAGUUGAGUUCCUUGGCCGCUCCCCCAGGCAGGCUGAAUUGCUCCGCUCUGACCCAAGCUUGCCACCAUCCCUCCAGGCAUUGCCCAUCCGCACAACAACUGAUGGCCCCUUGCCAUCCCAAGAGGCAUUGAAGCUGCUGAAGGAGGGCAAUGCGCGCUUCACCUCUGGUGCUGCCAUUUCAGGAAAGAUCACUCCAGCAAUGAGGAAGGCCCUGGUCAAAGAGGGUCAGGCACCACACACUGCCAUCAUUGGCUGUGCGGAUUCCCGUGCUCCUUUGGAGACUGUGUUUGAUGCCAUGCCUGGUGACAUCUUCGUGCUGCGCAAUGCUGGCAACACCUGCACCCACGCCGAAGGCAGCGUACUUGGCAGCUUGGAGUUCUGCGUUGCCGCCCUGCAGUCCAAGAUGGUCUUGGUGCUCGGACACACAGCCUGCGGAGCCAUCAAGGGUGCCACAGCAACAUACCUGCAGGCCAAGAGCGGCAACAAGCCUCAGGUCACCAAAGCCUUGGAUGCCUUGCUGGUUGGCCUCAGCGACGUGGCAAAGAAGGCGUCUGAGGAGUUGGGUGAAGGCGCAACAGAGGCGCAGAUCGUGGACAGGACCAUCAAGCUGAACGUCUUCCACACCAUUGACUUCCUUUUGCAGUACAGCCCACUCGUCAGAGAAAAGGUUGCUGCAGGGGAGGUUGAGAUCCAGGGCGGCAUCUACGACCUGGAGACCGGUCAUGUGGAGUUCUUGGGUCAGAGCCCAGCUCAGGGCCUGGAGUCUGUAUGUACUUUCGCAAGCUGCAGAAUCUUGCAGCUCCUGGUUCUUGCCGCAACUCCAGUUGCAGCAGGGAAUACCAGAAACCCGAACGUGCGCACCACCGCAGAUGCGCCCAUGCCUCCUGAUGAGGCUCUGAAGCUCUUGAAGGAGGGUAAUGCGCGCUUCAUCAAGGGAGAGCCUACCGCAACUCGAACCAACGAGAAAAUGCGCCAGGAGCUUGUUGACAUGGGACAGGCACCACACACUGCCAUCAUUGGCUGUGCAGAUUCCCGAGCACCUUUGGAGACCAUCUUUGAUGCCCUGCCUGGUGACAUCUUUGUGCUGCGCAAUGCUGGCAACACCUGCACCCACGCCGAGGGCAGCAUGGUUGGCAGCUUGGAGUUCUGCACCGGCAAGCUGGGUGCCCGCAUGAUUUUGGUGCUUGGCCACACCAAGUGCGGUGCCGUCUAUGGUGCCACGAACGCCUACCUGGCGGCAAAGAAGUCUGAGACCGCCAGUGUUGAGUCUGCCCUGGAGGGUCUGCUGUUGGACUUGGCCCCAGUGGCGGAGAAGGCCGUGGCCGACAUGGGUUGCCACACUGAUGCAGAUGAGGUCGCAGCCCACGCUGUGCGCGUGAACGUCUUCCACACUAUCGACUUCUUGCUGAAGUACAGCGCCCCAUUGCGGGAGAAGGUUAAGAGUGGCCAGGUCGAGAUCCAGGGUGGCAUCUAUCACCUGGACUCUGGAAAGGUGGAGUUCAUGGGACGUUCUCCACAGCAGUCCACCCUUUUGAGCACCAACCUUGGGCUUCCCCCAUCCAUGACUCGUGAGGGUGGCCGCACCUCUGGCUAUGGCCCUUCCGCACGAGGUGAGCAUGGAGUGCGCACCACAGUGGACAGUGCAGUUCCUGCUGAGGAAGCUUUGAAGAUGCUGAAGGCUGGCAACGAGCGCUUUGCUGUGGGUGCUCCUUUGGCCAAGCACGCCACUCUCAAGAUGCGUGAAGCUUUGGUGAGCCAUGGGCAGGCACCCCACACCGCCAUCCUUGGCUGCGCAGAUUCCCGUGUGCCAGUUGACACUGUGUUCGAUGCCAUGCCAGGUGACUUGUUUGUCUUGAGGAAUGCAGGCAACACUUGCACCCAUGCGGAAGGCAGCAUGGUUGGUAGCUUGGAGUUCUGCUGUGGCAAGUUGGGCUCCAAGUUGAUUUUGGUGAUGGGCCACACCAAGUGCGGAGCCAUUGCCGGAGCUACUGCGACCUACCUUGCCAGCAAGGAAGGCAAGGCCUCCAAGAGUGCAGGCAGUGCACUUGAGGGUCUGCUGGUGGGUUUGUCUGGCGUCGCAAAGCAGGCCGAAGAGGAGCUUGGUGUUGGCGCCGAUCAGGACCAGUUGGUGUCCCACUCUGUGCGCGUGAACGUCUUUAGCUCCAUCGAGUUCUUGUUGAAGUACAGCCCAUCCCUCAGGGAGCUUGUGAAGAGCGGCAACGUGGAAAUCCAGGGUGGUAUUACCAUUUGGAGACUGGUCGAGUUGAGUUCCUUGGCAUUGCCCAUCCGCACAACAACAGAUGGCCCCUUGCCAUCCCAAGAGGCAUUGAAGCUGCUGAAGGAGGGCAAUGCGCGCUUCACCUCUGGUGCUGCCAUUUCAGGAAAGAUCACUCCAGCAAUGAGGAAGGCCCUGGUCAAAGAGGGACAGGCACCACACACUGCCAUCAUUGGCUGUGCGGAUUCCCGUGCUCCUUUGGAGACUGUGUUUGAUGCCAUGCCUGGUGACAUCUUCGUGCUGCGCAAUGCUGGCAACACCUGCACCCACGCCGAAGGCAGCGUACUUGGCAGCUUGGAGUUCUGCGUUGCCGCCCUGCAGUCCAAGAUGGUCUUGGUGCUCGGACACACAGCCUGCGGAGCCAUCAAGGGUGCCACAGCAACAUACCUGCAGGCCAAGAGCGGCAACAAGCCUCAGGUCACCAAAGCCUUGGAUGCCUUGCUGGUUGGCCUCAGCGACGUGGCAAAGAAGGCGUCUGAGGAGUUGGGUGAAGGCGCAACAGAGGCGCAGAUCGUGGACAGGAACGUCUUCCACACCAUUGACUUCCUUUUGCAGUACAGCCCACUCGUCAGAGAAAAGGUUGCUGCAGGGGAGGUUGAGAUCCAGGGCGGCAUCUACGACCUGGAGACCGGUCAUGUGGAGUUCUUGGGUCAGAGCCCAGCUCAGGCCACCUUGGUGAAAUCUGCUUCCACUUUGCCCCCAUCGUUGGCAUGA
Messenger RNA from Cladocopium goreaui, 7060 nucleotides. The record is from the annotation of a GenBank genome assembly. NCBI's taxonomy places the organism in Eukaryota, Dinophyceae, Suessiales, Symbiodiniaceae.